Molecule: messenger RNA, 870 nt
Organism: Porites lobata
Lineage: Eukaryota; Metazoa; Cnidaria; Anthozoa; Scleractinia; Poritidae
Source: the annotation of a GenBank genome assembly
AAACAAAGUGUAUCCAAGGAUGGGAAACCUUACAUGCGUGUCACCUAUCCAAAAUUCAAGUUGGGAGAGGAGGUCGUCCGUGAAGUUGCAUCCCUUCCAAGUUAUGGUAAACCAACAUGAGAUAGGCACAAUUUUGCACUUGACUAAAAAUUUAUUAAAUUAUAACCAGCUAUUGAAGAGUUUUUUUAUUGUUCUUCAUGCCAAGACAAGUGAUUUACAGUGCCAAGUCCUUUGUUAUGGUCAUUUGUUAGACAAAGUUGGAACUGCCUUUCUCUAAAUAGACAUUACAUAAUAUAGUAGUUUAUUUUUUCUGUUUCUGUAAAUAAAUUUGAUUUAUUGAUGAGUUGAAGCUAAAUUGAAAAGGAAUAAAGGCAAAAAGUAUUUUGCUCAGCACUGCUGAGCCAAAAAUAGCGAAAUAUAUAUUUUUUCAAGGCGCUUUUCCUAUCCUGGUUACAGGCCUUCACCCCCUCCCCUAUCCCUGAAUAUAAGCCCUCCUAAAAUCUCCUAUGGAGAUGUAUAAGCCUAGGGCUUAUAAGCAGCAGUUUAUGGUAUGGUGUGAGUUCCAGACAAAAAAAGACCAGGGAAUUUCAAUUCCAUUUGGCAAGUGCCCUGAUACUAAUGAUAUUUUUAUCAUCAGUCUGUCAGUUAGUGAAGUGUUGUUCUGUUUGUACAGAUUAUGUAGACACCAUGAAGAAACUGCUCUUCAGCCUAACAGAUGCUGAAAGAAAAGAAGUUCUAGAAAAAUAUUCAUUGAAGCAACCAGAACCUCUAAAUAGGCAGUUUCUGGAGAGAAAGAGCAAAGAGGAAGCUGGUAAGGAUUACAGAGCCAGACAACAAAUGAGUAAAACAACAGUUGUUCCUUCAGGUUAA